AUGGAGCGCUUAUUCCGAAAUACGCUGCGACACGCCAACCUGCGCAGCAUUGGCCGGCUUGCACUCAAUGGCGCCGGCACUUUCUGCGGCUGCGCGCUGAUCUGGGAGCACCUGAUCACCAUCCAGGCCAGCGCCGGUCCGUCCAUGUACCCGACCUUCAACGUGCGAGGCGACUGGCUUCUGAUCUCGCGGAUGCACCGACACGGAAAGGGAAUUGAGGUCGGCGACGUUGUGCGAUUUGGACAUCCAAACUUCCAGGGCGUUCAUGUUGCGAAGCGGGUCGUUGGGAUGCCUGGGGACUUUGUUUGUCAGGACCAGCAGUUUAGUACGGAGGUUGGGAAGGACCGAAACAUGAUUCAGAUCCCCGAGGGCCAUGUCUUUCUGGCUGGCGACAAUCUUCCCUGGUCGAGAGAUUCGAGAAACUACGGACCGGUUCCUAUGGGUUUAAUCAAUGGAAAGAUUGUUGCAAGGGUAUGGCCGCCGUCGAAGAUGGAGUGGGUGCGUAACCCGUUGCAACCUGUGCAAUUGGAUUAG
Molecule: messenger RNA, 534 nt
Organism: Penicillium arizonense
Lineage: Eukaryota; Fungi; Ascomycota; Eurotiomycetes; Eurotiales; Aspergillaceae
Product: putative mitochondrial inner membrane protease subunit 1
Exons: 2
Coding region: 1-534 (177 amino acids)
Cellular component (GO): membrane; mitochondrial inner membrane peptidase complex
Molecular function (GO): serine-type endopeptidase activity
Source: RefSeq, a predicted model, not a curated record